AGCUCUCCACCAUCGCGCCUAUACGGAAGAGAGUUCCCACAAUCUACCGCAUCAUGGGCGAGAAAGCUCGGUUUUUCUACUACCCGGAGGUCCGGCAAGGCCCCACCGUGCCGUACAAGAAUGAGGACCAGGUGAUUCCUGUUUUCCGAGGCACUCCUCUGGCCAUCGGCGCCAGCCUCAUCCAGAACAUCGGCCUCGUCCAGAACUACUUCUGGCGCAAUGCCGGCUUCAGCAUCAUCCGCGAUCUGCCUCUCGACCAGUACUCCCCGCGAUACGAUCCCACCGUGAUCCCCGUCCUCGACACCGAUAAUAAUACCACAUCCACCACAUCCCCAGCGACGCUGCCCGUGCCCACCGAGAAACGGACAGGAAAUGUCGGAUACUAUACCACAGCCGACUACGUUGCUCUGUACAAGUCCGGAGAAUUGACUCCCAUCGUCCUCGUCGAGACCCUGCUCCCGUUGAUCCGCCGCGAUGCCAGCCCGCCGGGCAAGCACUCGGUCGCCUUUCUGGAUUCGCAGGUCGAGAGGAUCCGCGCGGCUGCGGAGGCAUCGACGCAGAGAUACAAGGAUGGAUGUCCGCUCGGUCCGCUGGAUGGCAUCCCCGUUGCCAUCAAGGACGAGGUGCACAUGGAGGGAUACCGACGGACACUGGGCAGCAAGAUGGAUUUCACCGGCGACGUCCGCGGCACGUCUUGGUGCGUGAGGAAAUGGGAAGAAGCCGGUGCUAUUGUCAUUGGAAAGACUACCAUGCAUGAGCUGGGCCUGGACACCAAUAACAACAACCCCAACUACGGCACGCCGCGAAACCCCCACAACGCGAACUACUAUUGCGGCGGCUCAUCGGGGGAUCCGGCUACGCCCGGGUCACCGACCGUCUCCCUGGCCUCAACAGUAGGGGUGUACGGCCCGAUGGCAUCCAACCUCGACGACCUGGCGCUCGCCUACCGCAUAAUGGCGACCCCCGCCCCCGCAACCGCAGACCCCCUCUCCUCGACCUUCCCCUCCCCCCUGUCCGAACUCGCCGCCCACCUCUCCCUCAAAAGAUCCCCCAGACCGAUCGGCAUCAUCCCCCCCUGGCUAACCCACACGCACCCCACCGUCCUCCGCAUCUUCAACCGCGCCCUCGCCCACUUCACCUCCCUCAACCACCCCAUCCUCGAACUCGAUAUCCCCUACCUCCCCGAAGGCCAACGCGCACACGUCCUCACCAUCAUGAACGAAAUCGCCUCCGGCCUCACCCCCUCCCAAAUCUCCUCGCUCACGGCCCCCAACAAAGUCCUCGUCUCAAUGGGCAUGUGGCAAAUCACCGGCCAGGAUUUCCUCGCCUCGCAACGGCUCCGUAACCUGCUGAUGGCUCAUCUCGCGUUCCUGUUUCGGGAACACCCCGGUCUGGUGAUCCUCACACCUACAACCCCGAUCCCCGGGUGGGAGAUCGAAGGCGGGGAGAAGGAUCUCGUGAAUGGGCUGUCGGAUGGGAAGACUUCGGUCAGGAAUAUGGAGUUCGUCUGGUUGGCGAAUUUUACCGGGUGUCCGGCGGUGAGCUGUCCCGUUGGGUAUUGUGGGAAGGAUGGGGAUGGGGAUGCGGUUCCGGUGGGCUUGAUGGCUAUGGGCGAGUGGGGGACGGAGGAGGAUCUGAUUGAUUUUGCGAGGGAAGGGGAGGGGAUUUUGGGGAUGGAGGAGGAGGAGGGUGCUUCGGGAUCCGGGUUGAGUGUUCCCGCUGGUUGGGAGGAUGUUGUUCGGCAGGCUGUUGAGAAUAUGCGUUCUUAGUAUGGAUGGAGCUUGUAGCUUGUAGAAUGGCUGGUAUAGUGGGUUGGACGGGACUGAACUAGGUCCGUUUCUUUUGAGGUUUGGUGCUAGGUCGGUUGGUUGGUAUCUGAUAUGAUUCAUGGAUACUCCAUCAAUAAUGUAAUGGUUGGGAGUGGUGAUUGUCAGUCAUGUAGAGGGACGGGGUGGUGAUGGAGUUGAUUAACUUAACCAUGUCUAUACACCGUGGCAUAUCUAGUAUCCAAUAAUCAAUCGUUGACU
Molecule: messenger RNA, 2027 nt
Organism: Aspergillus heteromorphus CBS 117.55
Lineage: Eukaryota; Fungi; Ascomycota; Eurotiomycetes; Eurotiales; Aspergillaceae
Product: amidase
Exons: 5
Coding region: 54-1769 (571 amino acids)
Molecular function (GO): catalytic activity
Source: RefSeq, a predicted model, not a curated record